AUGUCGCCGGCAAUAGAUUGGCAAGCAGACUUGGCUUGUGGCCAUGCAUAUUUCAAUCAUCUUGGGCCAAACAAUCUAACGGAUGGUGAUUGGGCAAUUUUCAAAGAAGCGGAGAAUGACAGGUUCUCUUUCGGCCACACUGCUCCAUCCUUUGGCAUAAGCAUAAGACGAGAAAUUCGCACAUUAUCUGAUGAGGAAUGGAAAAACGUGACAGAUGUUUUCAGAGAAUUAUACGAAGCAGGAGUUCUUCAGGCAUUUGGACGUUUGCAUGGAAAAGCAAAAUUAAAAGCUCAUAAGGGGGGUGCGUUUUUACCAUGGCAUCGGGUUUUCCUUGCACACUUUGAACAAGAGAUGAAGAAGAUCAAUCCCAGUGUAUCCUUACCAUAUUGGGACUAUACGAUUGAUUACGAAAUUCCCCAACCUUAUGAGUCUAUAUUUUGGACGCCAUGCUUCUUUGGAGAAAACAAUGAUACAGUCCAAUCAGGGCCUUUCAAAUUCAUGUAUGGAGCACAUGGUGGCAUAAUCUCGAGACAAUUGGCAAACGAUUUCUACUCUACAAGACUGAUUAACAAAAGAGACAUAGAAAGGUUAAAAGACUUUUGUGGGUUUGAGGACAUAACAACGGGUGUUCUUAAAGAAGAGACAGAUCACAAUCUUGAAACUCUACACGAUGGCGUACAUGACUACAUUGGUGGAGAUAUGGGUGUUGUUGAAAACUCGGCAUACGAUCCGAUAUUUUGGUUUCAUCAUGCAUUUAUUGACUAUAUAUGGGAGUCAUUUAGGGAACAUCAGACAGAAAGUUGUGGCCACAUAGACAUUGAAACAGAUUACAGACCAAUAAAUGACAUUGGAUGGAAGGGCACUUUUGGACAAGGCCACGAAGAUGCAUUAUUUGGUUACAAGCACUUGAAUACAACAGAUGGACUCUGGCGUAAUUGGACACAAAUGUAUUAUAAAUAUGAGCCCCAACCUGCCUGUGACGGUACAUGCCGCGGAGAAUUUCUUUACUGCGAUGACAAAAAGAUAUGUUUAUCUCGGACAAAAGAGGUUUGUAAGAAGGAAUUCCCGACACGAAAUAAACGUAGAGUAGACGUCACAGAUACACUUUUACCACAUAAGCCCUGUGGUGCGGGGUCAAAAAUUAUAGGCCUUAAAGGCGAUGGAAGAACAAUCAAUACAUCGAAAGAGGAAUGUGAAAAGAUUUUGGAAAGGGAAAGAAAGAGUAAGUCUUUACAAUACCCGUCAUUCUAA
This is a messenger RNA of Ruditapes philippinarum (Manila clam), 1251 nucleotides long. RefSeq names its product putative tyrosinase-like protein tyr-3. Lineage: Eukaryota; Metazoa; Mollusca; Bivalvia; Venerida; Veneridae. The coding region runs from base 1 to 1251 and encodes 416 amino acids. Gene Ontology annotation, molecular function: oxidoreductase activity. The record is from RefSeq and is a predicted model, not a curated record. The transcript is spliced from 6 exons.